Molecule: messenger RNA, 1724 nt
Organism: Pyrus x bretschneideri (Chinese white pear)
Lineage: Eukaryota; Viridiplantae; Streptophyta; Magnoliopsida; Rosales; Rosaceae
Product: putative F-box protein At3g16210
Exons: 1
Coding region: 88-1467 (459 amino acids)
Molecular function (GO): protein binding
Source: RefSeq, a predicted model, not a curated record
UCCACGGCGCCGCGCCGACACCUCACCCCCAAGCCAGGAAUACAAGAUAGCCUUUGAGAUUGUUUAGUCACGGAAGCCAACGCAAAGAUGGGCACCUCGCCGCCACUCCACCCAACCCAACAAGAAAAACACACAACCCCAACCACCGCCAAACACCAGCCGCCGACGCCGCCGCUAAACCCAAACCCAAUGGAGCUUCCGGAAGAACUCAUCGUCGACAUCCUCAAACGGCUUCCCCCCAAAUCCCUCGUCCGAUUCAGGUGCGUCUGCAAACCAUGGUGCUCUCUGAUUAAAAGCCCGAGUUUCGUCCAAGCCCUUCUGAAGAAAAACCGAGCCAUGUUCCAAUCCGAGCUGGGAACCAGCACCCGUGUGAUUUUGUCGCGUUACUGCGACACCCUUUUGUCAAUGGAGUCCGAAAACAACAGUGUUGUCGAGACUGUCGAGCUUGACUUCGAUCUGGUUCGGAACUUGCCGUAUUACGUAAAGGGACACUCCGAUGGGCUGCUCUGUGUGGUUAUCAAUGAUGGGAUCGAGGGUGUGGCUGUAAUUUACAACCCGACGAUCCAGGAGUACCGGAAGCUCCCUUCUCCUCAGAAUUUCAGAAGUACGAGGGAGGUGCUGGGUUUGGGUUACGAUGCCUCAAUCGAUGAUUACAAGGUUGUUCGAGUCCCGUCGAACUAUUGCCGGCUGAAAGUUGCGGGUUACAAGCCGCAAGUCGAGGUAUUGGAACUAAAAACCAAUUUCUGGAGGAAGAUUCCAGACGAGGAUACGCCGCCGUUUUUCAUUGAGCAUAUUUUCCAAUCAACGGAAGUGAAUGGCGGGUUGUAUUGGAUGGCAGAGGACCACAAUUCGGGAAGGUGCCUGAUCCUUCGAUUCGAUUUGGCCGAGGAGAAGUUUAAGGUGGUGCCGCCACCGCCAGAUGAGAGUGGUCGGAGUAUAGCAUGGAUUGGAUCUUUGAAAGACCACCUUUGUGUUGUCCACACUCGGAGGUUGAGUGAUGUUCAUGUUUGGGGAACAAAAGAUGACAAGAACUGGAGUAAGAUCAUCACCACUUCGAAGUUUCCAAGGAUUCCGACCAAAGACCCGUUCCUCGAUUCGUUUCGGUACAUGCCGCUGUCUUUUACCAAGAAGGGAGCUUUGCUGAUGAGCGUUGGAGGGGAGAGGUUUGUGACAUUAGAUACAAAAGACAAUACAUUCGAACACGUCGACAUCAAGGGUGCGAAUCAUUGGCUGCAGGAGACAGUGUAUUGCGAGACUCUUGUUUCGCCCGGUUGUGGUGUGAAUCCGACAGAGUCGGCGGCGGGGUUGGGGUUGGAUGUUGGUGCGUCAGAGGAAGAGGAAGAGGACCAAUCAGACGGGGAAAGCGCGAGUAAUAGCCUCAGGCAAUUGCUGCUUGGUUUGAAGAGGGAAGUUCAUAACUUGUUGGCUUGUACCGUUAGCCACAGGAAUAUCAGAGAUGCGGAUUGAGAAGACUGCAUACUUGACUACACAAAACAAUUUGAUUAGUUUUGAAUACCGUCGCAGUUGCAGUCGCAUCCGCUGCAGGAAAGUUCCUCUCCAGCAUGUUUGCUGGUAUAAGUGUUGUGAGUUUGUUGCUUAUAACCCACAAGAUCUUCUCUUUUCUUUUGUAAUAGACAGAGGCAACAAAUUGUAUGUGUUAAGUCAACGAGUUGUAUGUGUAAGUCAACUUUUAUAUAUAAUAUGCUAUGUUAUGUUGCAUUUAU